CGUGACGUCAGCGCGCACUGCGUCACGUCCGGCGGCGCACCCGGAAGUGGCGCGGGGCCGGUUGCCAUGGGGCGGCCCGGGAGAGGAGGGAUGGCUUUGGGAAGGUUGGAUGUUCCCGGGCCGUCCGAGGCCACCGGCUGAGGCUCCAGCAGCAGCUGCUCCUUGUGCUGCCCCGAUCCCAAAAUGGGCAGGAUCAGCAUCUCCUGCCUGCUGCCAGCCUCGUGGCACUUCAGCCUGUCCCCCGUGGGCUGCCCCCGCAUCCUGGGCACCCCCCUGAGGCAGCUGCUGCUCCUGGGGGCCGCGGCGCUGCUGCUCUGCUCCCUGCUCCUCAUCCGCAGCAAGUACGGCCGGGCCGCCCGCGACAGGAGCUCCCACAGGUACCUGGCCAGGGUGACGGACACGGAAGCCACGGACACCAAGAACCCCAACCUGAACUACGGGAUCGUGGUGGAUUGCGGCAGCAGCGGCUCCAGGAUCUUCGUGUACUGCUGGCCCCGGCACAACGGGAACCCCCACGAGCUCCUGGACAUCCAGCAGAUGAGGGACAGCAACAGGAGACCCGUGGUGAUGAAAAUCAAACCAGGAAUUUCGGAGUUCGCCGGCUCUCCCGACAAAGUCAGCGAUUACAUCUCGCCCCUGCUCAGCUUCGCCGCCGAGCACGUGCCCCGCUCCAAGCACAAGGAGACGCCUCUGUACAUCCUGUGCACCGCUGGCAUGAGGAUCCUGCCGGAGAGCCAGCAGAAGGCCAUCCUGGAGGAUCUGCUCACGGACAUCCCCGUGCACUUCGACUUCCUCUUCUCGGACUCGCACGCUGAGGUGAUUUCAGGGAAGCAGGAAGGAGUCUAUGCAUGGAUUGGGAUCAACUUUGUCCUUGGAAGAUUUGAGCACACGGACGAUGAGGACGAGGCCAUGGUGGAGGUGCAGAUCCCGGGAAGCGAGCGCCGGGAUCCCAUUUUCCGGAAGAGGACCGUGGGGAUCCUGGACAUGGGCGGCGUUUCCACGCAGAUCGCGUACGAAGUCCCCCAAAGUGAGGAAGUGGCCAAGAAUUUGCUGGCGGAGUUUAAUUUGGGGUGCGACGCCCACCAGACGGAGCACGUGUACCGGGUGUACGUGGCAACAUUCCUGGGAUUCGGUGGGAAUGCGGCCCGGCAGAGAUACGAGGACAGCCUGUUCUCCAGCACCCUGCUCAGCAACAGGCUGCUGGGCAGGCAGAGCGGCCUGAGCCCGGAUUCGCCAUUCCUGGAUCCCUGCCUUCCCCUGGAUGCGCGGGACGAGCUGCGGCAGCGCGGCCUCACGCUGCACCUGCGCGGCACCGGCGACUUCCAGCUGUGCCGGGAGCUGCUCCGGCCGCUCCUCAACCGAACCAACGGCACCCGCAGCUCCCUGAACGGCGUUUUCCAGCCGCCCGUGCGCUUCCAGGACAGCGAAUUCUACGGAUUCUCCGAGUUCUACUACUGCACUGAGGACGUGCUGCGCAUGGGCGGCGACUACAGCGCUGCCAGGUUCACCAGGGCGGCCAAGGAAUACUGUGCCACCAGGUGGUCGGUGCUGCGGCAGCGCUUCGAGCGCGGGCUCUACGCCUCGCACGCGGACCUGCACCGCCUCAAGUUCCAGUGCUUUAAGUCCGCCUGGAUGUUCGAGGUUUUCCACCGGGGAUUCUCCUUCCCCGAGAGCUACGGGAGCCUCAAGACGGCCCUGCAGGUCUAUGACAAGGAGGUGCAGUGGACCCUGGGGGCCAUCCUGUACCGGACCCGCUUCCUGCCCCUGAGGGACAUCCAGCAGGAGAAUUUCCGUGGGAGCCACUCCCACUGGAGGAGCUUCUCCUUCGUGUACAACCACCACCUGUUCUCCGCCUGCUUCCUGGUGGUGCUGCUCUCCAUCCUGCUCUACCUGCUCCGCCUGCGGCGCAUCCACCGCCGCCUCUCCCACGGCGCCUCCUCCCCGGCCCUCUGGAUCCCGGAGAAGAUCCCGAUCCCACAGAAGAUCCCGGGGCCCCUGUGAGAUUUUGGGAUGAUGGGAGGGGCGCUGGGGGGGGUUCAUCCACACACACACACACACACACACACACACGUAGAAAACAAAAAGCCAUUUUUGCCUCAGGGUUCCUCCUUUUGUUGCCCCUCGGAUUCCGUGGGAUGAGCAGAGAAAUCCGGGAAAAGUGGGUCGGGAGGGAAAAAUGCCAAAAAUGACUUUGUUGGGAAUGUUGCACUUUGGGGUGUGCAGGGACUGGGCAGAGGAGAGGAUGAGUGGGAAUUCCCAGCUUUGGGAAGAUCCCAAAUCCCGGGAUGAGCGAGGACUGCUGGGAUUUGCCAGAUUCCAGCAUUGCCAUCCCUGCUCCCAGUUUGGAGCCUCAACGGGAAUUCCAGAGGUUCCAAAAGUAGGAAAAAAAACCCUUUUAGGACACUUUAUGGGAUUUUCCCGUCUGGAAUCGCUCCCCCGAUGGAGAAGGAGAAGGUGCCUGGGCAGAGGAGAGGAUGAGUGGGAAUUCCCAGCUUUGGGAAGAUCCCAAAUCCCGGGAUGAGCGAGGACUGCUGGGAUUUGCCAGAUUCCAGCAUUGCCAUCCCUGCUCCCAGUUUGGAAUCUCAAAGAGCAGGAAUUCCAAAAGCAGGAAGAAAACCCCUUUUAGGACACUCGAUGGGAUUUUUCCCUUCUGGAAUCGCUCCCCUGAUGGAGAAGGAAAAUCCCUCGCAUCCAAUGCUGUGCUUCCAUAAAAAUCCUCUCCAAUCACUUCGGCCCCCUCGUGCCAGCUCCUCCUUUUUCCUUGGAAGCUUUGCCCUCCCGGUGGCACCAGCUGGAUCCUUCAUUUCUGUUCCGUGACCACGGAGAGACCUCCCGGAGACGCCGGGAACGGAGCUGGGAAACCGGAGGGGAGCGCGCCCGGGGUCUGCCCGAGCCCCUGGAAAUUAAUUUAUAUUUUAUUUAAAGCUCUCGGUUUUACUUGAAAGGAACUUUGUCCGUGAUUAAAAGUGGGGUUUGUACGAA
Messenger RNA from Corvus hawaiiensis (hawaiian crow), 2982 nucleotides. RefSeq names its product ectonucleoside triphosphate diphosphohydrolase 4 (gene ENTPD4). Gene Ontology annotation, molecular function: nucleoside diphosphate phosphatase activity. Lineage: Eukaryota; Metazoa; Chordata; Aves; Passeriformes; Corvidae. Gene Ontology annotation, biological process: nucleoside diphosphate catabolic process. Gene Ontology annotation, cellular component: membrane. The record is from RefSeq and is a predicted model, not a curated record.